Molecule: messenger RNA, 7016 nt
Organism: Alligator mississippiensis (American alligator)
Lineage: Eukaryota; Metazoa; Chordata; Crocodylia; Alligatoridae
Gene: ADGRA1
Product: adhesion G protein-coupled receptor A1
Exons: 9
Coding region: 2048-4237 (729 amino acids)
Biological process (GO): cell surface receptor signaling pathway; G protein-coupled receptor signaling pathway
Cellular component (GO): postsynaptic density; glutamatergic synapse; plasma membrane
Molecular function (GO): protein binding; G protein-coupled receptor activity
Source: RefSeq, a predicted model, not a curated record
UAUAUAUAUAUAUAUAUAUAUAUAUAUAUAUAUAUAUGGUUGUUAAAGCUUUGCCAGGUCAGUGAGUCCCGAAACAAAGAUGCCGGAUGAUGAGCUCAUGUGUCUAAAAUUCCAGUUGUGCCGUCGGCAAGGGGGCAUGUCACAACCCAGUGGUUUUGGUGCCUCGGCACGGUGGAAUUUUCCCGCCACAUGAGAGCCUCUUGCAAAAGUAAAGGCUUUCUCUUGCUGCAGAAAACCCCGGUGCAAGAGAGUUCCCGCCAUUCGGAUGUAAAUUUGUGUCCCGCUAUUGGCCAGUUCUAAAUUAUGCACACGUGGCGGCUAGUAAUUGGCUUGCUGGCUGUUUAAAAAUUAGCGCAACUUCCGCCCAAGUCGGAGAACUUUGAGCACGCUGCAGAGUGCUUCUGAAGAAAUCUGACUCAUGGCUGAGCUAAUCGAUAGCCUGAUCACCUAUCGAUUCGUCUCUCCAUCGCCGAGCUCAAUCCCAGAUGUAUCCCUUUCCCUGCCGGCCCAAUUUGUAGAUGGACGUGCUGGUCUGAGCCCUGCCUGAGCCCUGCCAGCUGGAACAACUAACAUGGUUAUUCAGACAACCGGACCGUUUUUCGUCGCAACAGCAAGCAACGUAAGUAAAGUUUUACAACCAUAAAGCUUUCUCGGCCUCUCUAUUCACCAGCCUGCCCCGACGAACGAGUAAUUAUUUAAUCACCUCGAUUCGGCUUUGGCCGUCCGAGACAGAGAAAUGCCCGCCCGCCCAUCUCUCCAAGGCUUUUGCCAGUCAGUCCCUCCAUAAGCUUGUUGAAGUUGGCCUUCCUGAAGUGUAGCACAACCGCCCUACUAGUUAGCUUCCCCACCUUUCUCCAGACAGUUAAUCCUACCAAUAGGUGGCCACUAUCCCUUAGGUUACGCUGCACCUGCAGAUCCCCAACCAAGUCAUCCCCUGUGGCCUGUACCAAGUCUAGUAAGGCAUUUCCCCUUCCUACCAGGAACAUGUACCUCCUGCGAUAGGUGAAAGUCCUUUAAGGAGGUUAGAAACUUUUGUGAGCAGGCAGACCUGGCUGCCUGUUUCUGUCAGUAGAUGCCUGGAAAGUUUAAGUCACCUAUGAUGACCAGGUCCUUUGAGAGCGCUGCCUCUGAGAGCUGUCUCGAGAAUUCUAGAUCUAACUUAUCCCCCUGGUGUGGGGGUCCACUACCAAGUCCCUUUUACCCCAACCCCCCCGUAACCUGUCCCAUAGUACCUCAAUUUGCCCUUCUCCUUGGCCCAAAUUAACUACAGAAGAUGUAUAUUGCUCCUUAACAUAGAGAGCAAUGCCUCCCCUCCCCUUUUAGCCCUCAAUGUCCACUGCCCAGUCGUGGGUAGAAUCCCACCAAGUUUCUGUUAGACCAACAGAAACUUUUCUUUCUUUCUUUCUCUCUUUCUCUCUCUUUCUUUCUCUGUCUGUCUCUGUGUUUCUCUCUUGCUCUUCCUCUUGCUCUUGCUCUCUCUCUCUUUCCCACUAUUAGUUUGCUGCAGCCAUCAUUUCAAUGUUAAAAGCUAAAAUCAAAAUUAUGCAUAAAUCAUAUAUCCAUCAACCGAGCAAUGAAUUGGAGUGAACUUUCACUUACUUUGAUUUGGACUAAAGUGACAUACAAGACAUACGAUACAUCUUUGCACAGGGAUAAAUUCAUUUGCAUUUAGUUUUAGAAGUAGGAAGCAGAAUAAUGUGGGAAAAAAUGAAUUAUAUCUCUUCAGUUGGUAGCAUUGGGUAGUUCUAAUGGAAACAAAAUGUACUUGCUUCCUUCCAAAAAUAAACAAAAACAAGACAAAAAGAAAAAGAAAACCAAUUCUUGUCUCCUCCAAUGUGCCUGAUUUAUCUGUUUAUGUAACAUUGGGAAUGUCUACAUGUUCAUUAAUGUGCUUUUGGUAAUGUGUAUUAAAUUUAGGUUGGAUAUUAGGAGGAUUUUUUUACUAUGAAGGUGUUCAAGCAAGGGAACAGACUACCUAAAAAAAUAGUGAAAUCUCCACCCCGGGAAAUUUUCAAAAGCAGAACGGUGUAAAUGUUCUUUCUUGACGAUGAACCCAUUUGGGGUCGUGUGCCACCCUUGUAACGCUUCUCAAGCCGUCACUGGGAAUGCUGUAGCAGUAGCUUCAGUUCAUUUGCCACAGUCUGUCUUCUCUCAGUCUUCAGCCUUGCAAUCUGUUGAUAACUCCACUUGCAAGCUACAGUUUAUUGUCUUUCGGAAUGGAAAACUCUUUCCUAGCACAGGAAACUCAUCAAAUCUUGCAGAUGACGGGAAACGUAGGACUGUUGCCACACCAGCUGUGUUUGCUAAAAUAGAUGGGUGCAGUUUCGGAAACCUCACCAGCCCUCUUACUAUAGGCUUGAGGCACUUUGAACGGGGUAUAGACCCUAUUGCAGCGUUUUGGGAUUUUGACCUUCUAGAUGGACAUGGAGGCUGGUGGGGAGAAGGGUGCCACAUAAUUAGCUCUUCAGGCAAUAUUACAACCAUUCAGAGUACACACUUCAGUAACUUUGCAGUGCUAAUGGAGUUGAAGACAGUGCUGUCCUUCCCCCAGUACCCAGGGGAGUUCCUGCACCCUGUGGUAUAUGCAUGUACCGCAGUUAUGCUAUUGUGCCUCUUCGCGUCCAUUAUCACCUACAUUGUGCACCACAGCACAAUCCGAAUCAGUAGAAAAGGAUGGCACAUGCUGCUCAACUUCUGCUUCCAUACGGCUCUUACUUUUGCUGUUUUUGCUGGUGGAAUCAAUCGUGUUAAAUACCCAAUUAUAUGUCAAGCUGUUGGUGUAGUACUGCAUUAUUCUACACUCUCCACUAUGUUAUGGCUUGGAGUAACUGCAAGGAAUAUUUAUAAGCAAGUCACAAAAAAACCACAGCCAUGCCCAAACAGUGACCAACCUUCUUACCCCAAACAGCCAUUGCUCAGAUUUUACCUGAUUAGUGGGGGUGUUCCUUUUAUUAUUUGUGGGAUUACAGCGGCAACGAAUAUCAAUAACUAUGGAAAUGAAGGCAAUGCCCCAUAUUGUUGGAUGGCAUGGGAACCAAGCCUCGGUGCAUUUUAUGGGCCAGUAGCAUUCAUUGUGUUAGUCACCUGUGUGUACUUUCUCUGCACUUAUGUGCAGCUGAAGCGCCAUCCAGAACGCAAGUAUGAAUUAAAGGAAAGGACAGAAGACCAGCAAAGACUGGCAAGUACUGAAGUGGGCCAUAGUCAUAUUACGGACACUGGUUCAGUUGCCCAGGCAUCAUGCUCCAUGAUUUCUUCUUCCUUAUUGGAAAAUGAGCACUCAUUUAAGGCUCAGCUUCGAGCUGCAGCAUUCACUUUGUUCCUGUUUACUGCCACUUGGACCUUUGGAGCACUUGCUGUGUCUCAAAAACAUUUCUUGGAUAUGAUAUUUAGCUGCCUCUAUGGAGCCUUCUGUGUGACCUUGGGGCUUUUCAUUCUCAUUCAUCACUGUGCAAAGAGAGAUGAUGUAUGGCAUUGCUGGUGGUCCUGUUGCCCAUCUAGAAGAAACACAUACUCUGUACAAGUUAACGUCCGCCCAAAGGUUAAUGUCAAUGGGGACACCCAGGUUCAUACAUCUUGUCUUCAGGAGUCACCAUGUCCUAACAAAUCAGCUGUUUUUAAUCAUCCAGCUGCUAGUCACUGCAAACUUACUAAUCUACAAGCUGUUCAAAACCAUGUUAACUGCCUUUCACCAGUUACACCCUGUUGUGCAAAAAUGCACUGUGAUCAACUUCUUGAUGAUGAAGCUCAUAUUCAUGUACACAAUGAAGGAACUUUCAGACCUAACAUGCAUAUUCAUAGAUGUCUGAAAAGCAGAACUAAGCCACGUUACUUCAGUCGACAUAGGUCUGCAGGAGAGAGAGAAUAUGCCUAUCACAUUCCUUCAAGUAUUGAUGGCAGCAUCCACAGUUCACACACAGACAGUCCACACAGUACGCAUGAUAGUCAGUCAGGGCACAGACGGGCCUGCUGUGCAAAAAGUGAUCCAUACCCUACCAUCAACCAACCUGAAAGUAGCGAUGCAAGUACUGUUAUAUACAGUUGUGCUAAAAUGCCAGAAAGUGACACUGUGCACCAUACAGCUCAUUUUGAGAUGCAUCCACGGACACAAUCAUUGCCAUUUAAUACAACUAAUCACAAUGGAAUUCUCAAGGGAAAUGUGCAUGAAGCCAUGAUAUACAGUUCAGACAGUACAGGAAAUAUCAAAACGGGCCCUUGGAAAAAUGAAACUACUGUGUAGUUCAUGGGCCACUCAUUUGUCUUUUUUCACUCUAGUCAUCGUAAGCUUUGUUUUUAUUCUAAAUUGAAUAAGACGAUGUAUUUGUGUAGCACAUCGGCAAAUUGUGUGUGUUUUUCCACCAUGGUUUCUGUUUUCUUAUUGAGAAGAGACUAAAAAAUUGCUGUAGUGGCAGUGUUUUAAAAGUGAAGUUAUUUUUAAAAGAAUGUUGAAAAAUUGUUCUGGGAGAAUAUUAGAAAAUGGAGCUAAGAGAAACUGACUAUGAGAGGCAAUAUCCUUUUGUUACAAAGAACUAUAUUUCUUUAGAAAGGCAUCAUUUGUAUUCAUUCUUUUGGCUUUUAAUUCCAAUAACUUCAAACACUUUUUAUAAACAUAUCAGCAUCUUAAACUUUUACUUAUUUAUUUUUGUAGCAAAGUAUAAUUACUGUGCCAUGGAUUUUAAUCAGAAGUGACAACAAUAGAAAUGAAGAGCAGGAUUUUGUAAAAUUACUAAUGCAGCUUUUUAGAUCUACAAAAGUGAUACUGCCUCUAAAGUUCUUCUGUAGCAUAUGGCCUGUAAAAUCAUGUAAUGUACAGUCUCUGUUAUGUUCUUUUUCUUGUUGGAGGGAAGUGCUAGAUAAUGUCUCUGUUACAUCUAUGGUGCUGUAUUGGUUGUAUUUUGCAUGACAUGUCAGGAUAUACCAUUUGCUGUUUUCUAGUGUUACAUGUGUAAAAAAAAAAAAGUAUUGUAAAAGGCUGUGAAAAACCCUGUUGGUAUUAAUCUAGAGCAUUAUGAAUUUACAAAAAAUCACUACUGCACUAGUUUAAGUGGCACAAUCCUUUGUAUAAGGUUAUAUGAUAGCUUUGAUAAGGGUCCACUCUAAUGUCUUUACAGAGCAUGCACUACUCAUUGUAUGUGACACUGUGCAGUGUAAUAGCAAUUGUCUCAACAAGUUUUACACUUCUUUGUAAAGUAUGCCUUUUGAGCAAAUCCGUAAGCUGUUUCACAGUAACCUUUCAAACAUCUGUUUAGGUAGAGAGGUUUUAUCAUUAACUCUUUGAGGACUACAGUCAUUUUCUUAAAAAUAGAUUAUUCUAGUUCAAAGAGCCUGUAUAUACUGUACUCUGUAUUUAAUCUUAUGAGCAAUGCAGUCCAGAGUUGCCAAGAAAGUGAAAGUACAAUCAUUUUAAAGAAAUACAGCUUCCCAGACUCUGGUUUAAUUUUACAUCUUAUUAUGAAAAAACCUUUUUCCCCCUAGCAAAUUUCAGAUUGUUGUUAUCCUUUAAUGCAAAUUUAACCCUCAGAAGUAGUUCCUUAUGUUCAUUAAUUCUGCUGAACUGUAGGGCAUUCUAGGGUCAGUAACAUUCUCUGUUAACAAGGCAAAAGGGUUUUUUUUAAUAUUUCCAUGAACAUCUGGACACAAAGAAUCAACUCACAGGACGAUCUGAAUCAUAAUUAUCCUAAUGUGAAAUGAAACUGCUCUUAAACAAGGAAGGGUGCAAAUCAGAAUGGCUCACAAAACGUGAAUAGAAGCAUAAAGCUAGAAGAAAAAUGUCUGCAGUGAAAGGAAAGUAGCAGUUCCGUGAAUAAAAAGAAGCACAAUUCUGUAAGGCCAUAUGAGCUUGUUUACUUACUGAUGCAUCUAACACAGGCUUAGGUAGCUGAUACAUUGCUGUGGAGAAUAGAAGAACAAUGACAGCCCCUCAAUGGAGCAUCAAUUUACAGUUUUCUGUGUAUAUUUUGCAGAAAUCCUUACAUGCUUCAUUCUUAUCAUGUGUCUAUUAGCAGCAGUUUUAAGUCCCUAUUCUUUUUUUAUGUGUAGGAAUAUAUUUCCUAAUAGUGUACAUAAAGAUGACAAUUAUAAUUGUUAGAAUGUUAUAAAAAUAUAUAAAUCAAAUGAAUGUGUUCUGCAGUGUUGCAGGUGGGAAUUAGUACUCAAAGGGUUAAUGCUCAGUAUCUGAGUGGAAGAAAUCUUGUUUUUCUGUAUUUUUGUAAAUUUAAAAUAUAUAUUGUAAACUACAGCAGUGUAAUGUAUCCAUUUCACAUUACAUGUGUCUUUAAAAGGUGAACAAGAAGAAUGCACUAGGUGGUUGUGGAGUUUUAAACCAAUAUACAACCUUUUCAUGACUGCUUCUUUAGCUGAUGCAAAAAAAAGCCUAAGCUUUAUUAUGUAUAUGCUGUAUAUGCUUGAAGUAUCUCAAAACUAAAAUACAGUAUUUUUCAUUGUUUGAAUAAUGCAAUACUUUCUGUUUAAUAAUUAUUUUCAUUUUAGUAUUAUUUUAUCCUCAUUCCACAUAGACAGUGAGCCGUAAAUAAGCAUAGACAUAAUGUGGAAUGCCACUUCUCUGUAACUCAGCACUAUAUGUAUUCUGUAAUGGUGGAACUUAGAGGGUCUAUUAUAGACCAUUAUGCAAAAAUAUCCCACACACAUGACCAAAUGAAAAACUCACUUUGCAAAACCACACUUGAAGGAGGUUCUUUAUUCAGCUUGUGUUUCUAUCACCUAUGUUUUGCCUGAGAGGCUUGUGUAUGGUCUUCAUAAUAGCUUAUAAAAAGGUAAAUAGCUGCUUCUUUCCACAGAAUAUCUUACAUGAUAAAACUUUCUGGAAAUUUAACCUUCAGUAUUAAAACACGUUUCUUAUUGUGUUGAAAUAUUAAUUUAGUAAAUAUUUCUGGGCUAAUUUGGAAAAGAUGUGUUAUGCAAUAAUCUGUUUGCAUAUUAUUUUUUCAGAAAAUAUACAAUAUAACUACAGGGUAGGAGAACAUGAUAUUAAAUAAAUUGAAAAAUGUUUUGUAACAUCA